Molecule: messenger RNA, 471 nt
Organism: Chironomus riparius
Lineage: Eukaryota; Metazoa; Arthropoda; Insecta; Diptera; Chironomidae
Source: the annotation of a GenBank genome assembly
AACAAUGUCGGAUUAUAUUUUUUUCGGAUUAGAAUUGCGUUGAAAAGUAUGUUGACAAGAAAUCUUAAAAAUUUAAUUCAAUUAAGGACUUUCUGUAGUUCUAAAAAAAAAAUAUUUGAUUGGAAGGAGAUAAAGUUUAAGACGAAAGUUCCACAGGAAACUGUAAAGUCCCAAUUUAGUGAGAAAACUGAAAGAAUAAAAAUCACUGAAAAUGAAAUAUUUUUAUUAGAAAAAUUAAGUCUUGUGGAUCUCGAGAGGAAGGAAGCAGUAAAGGUUCUUGAGGAUUCAAUAGAAUUUGCGAGCAAGAUCCACAACAUAAAUACUGAAAAUGUUGAACCACUUUACACUGUCCUCGAAAAUUAUCAGCUAACAUUAAGAGAUGAUAAGGUUACAGAUGGAAAUAUCAAAAAGGAUGUGCUGAGAAAUGCAGUUAAAACUGAAGAAGAUACUUAUUUUAUAGCUCCAAAGUAG